Messenger RNA from Lathyrus oleraceus (garden pea), 1320 nucleotides. RefSeq lists its product as uncharacterized. NCBI's taxonomy places the organism in Eukaryota, Viridiplantae, Streptophyta, Magnoliopsida, Fabales, Fabaceae. The transcript has 4 exons. The record is from RefSeq and is a predicted model, not a curated record. Bases 1 to 1320 code for a protein of 439 amino acids.
AUGUCGACUCAGACUGACAACCAUCAAUUUCUGAUCCAUUACUUUCAAGAUAGUUUGACUGGUGCUGCUAUGAAAUGGUAUAUGGGACUCGAUAGUACUCAGAUCCGAACGUUCAAUGAUCUAGGUGAGGCUUUUGUUUGCCAGUACAAAUACAAUGUUGACAUGGCACUAGACAGGGAUCAACUAAGUGCUAUGUCCCGAAAAGAUAAAGAAACUUUCAAGGAAUACGCGCAGAGGUGGCGCAAGAUUGCUGCACAUGUUAGUUUUCUGUUGGAAGAAAAGGAAAUGAAAAAACUAUUUUUGAAGAUGUUGAGUCCGUUCUACCAUGACCAGAUGGUUGCAAGUGCGCCUAGUGACUUUAUUAAAAUGGUAAAUAUGGGCUUGAGAUUAGAAGAAGGAGUCCGUGAAGGAAGAUUGAAAGAAAAUGGUUCAGCUGAGAGUUCUAGGAAGUAUGGAAAUGGGUUACCCAAGAAGAAAGAAUAUAAUUCUAACGAUAUCUUGCAAGAGAAGCGUAUGAGGAUUCCGAUGAAUAGUCCAUGUCAUCAACAUAUAGUGUCUGUAACUCUAGUGAUUAAUUUUGCUCCAGUUGUUCAAUUAUUUCCUGCUUUAAUUGAGAAGAACUUGGUACAAACAAGAACUCCACCAGCUGUUCCGAAAGAGCCUAUGUGGUGGUAUAAACCUGACCAACAUUGUGCAUUCCACCAAGGAACACUUGGCCAUGAUAUUGAGAAUUGUUUCUCUUUGAAAGCUGAGGUGAGAUGGUUAAUGCAAAGUGGUAUCUUGUCAUUUGAAGAUUCUAGUCCCAAUAUACAAGAUAAUAUGUUACCCAAACAUGGAAAUGCAGUUCUGAAUCUGGUAGAAGGAUGUCCAGGAAAAGAUCCUCAAGGAUGUGUUUUUGUAAGAGACUUACAAGAAAUGUUGGAUCAAAACCUUAUUCAGAAGACUGUUGUUUCUCCGUUGGUUAUUUGUUUGGCGGGUCCUACGCCUUAUGAGUCUGAUAAAGUUGUACCUUACAAGUAUAAUGCUACCAUGGUAGAAGACGGUAAAGAGGUGUUUAUUCCUGCUUUCCCGUCCGUUGUGAACAUCGUCGAUGUAAGUAGUGUGACUCGAAGUGGUCGGGUAUUUGUUGUUGCGGCUCCUAAGAGGACUGAAGAUGUGGUGAUAGAGAAAUUAACUCCAGAGAAAACUCUUGUCAUGCAAACCGGACAAUCCAGCAGUGUGAAUCAAAAUGUUGAUCAAGAUGAAAUGCUGAAAUUAAUCAAGAAGAGUGUUUUCAAUAUGGUGGACCAGUUGUUGCACACUCCGUCUGUAAGACCCUAA